Messenger RNA from Asparagus officinalis (garden asparagus), 954 nucleotides. Its product is annotated as rhodanese-like domain-containing protein 14, chloroplastic. NCBI's taxonomy places the organism in Eukaryota, Viridiplantae, Streptophyta, Magnoliopsida, Asparagales, Asparagaceae. Bases 37 to 738 code for a protein of 233 amino acids. The record is from RefSeq and is a predicted model, not a curated record. The transcript has 6 exons. Gene Ontology annotation, cellular component: chloroplast.
AUUUCCUAUUUUACUUCUCUCUGUUUAAUAAAGAAGAUGAUUGUUGCUGCUGCUGCUUCCAUUAAUAUAAUAGCAGUAAAGCCCAGCGUUCUCUCUUCUUCUUUGUUCUCUUCAGACCUCAAUCUCUUUCCUUCUUCUUCUUCCUCUUCCUCCGUUGGGUUCAGAUCCUUCUCUCACCCUGCUGCUCCCUCUUCCCUCCAAGUUAGAUGUGCGGCCACCAAACAAGUCAAAUCACCAGCUGAUGAGGACUGGAAGACGAAGCGCGCUGUUCUGCUUGAAAAGAGGGUCCGGAGCGUAGAUGUAAAAGAAGCUUUACGGCUUCAGAAGGAAAACAAUUUUGUUAUUCUGGAUGUUCGUCCUGUAGCUGAGUACCAGGAGGCGCAUCCUCCUGGUGCUAUCAAUGUACAAAUUUACAGGCUGAUCAAGGAAUGGACAGCAUGGGAUAUUGCUCGCCGUGCGGCAUUUGCAUUCUUUGGCAUAUUCUCUGGCACAGAAGAGAAUCCUGAGUUCGUACAAAGUGUGGAGUCAAAACUAGAUAAAGAUGCCAAAAUAAUUGUCGCAUGUUCCACGGGUGGAACGAUGAAACCUACACAAAAUCUCCCAGAAGGCCAACAAUCCAGGUCCCUGAUAGCAGCAUACGUACUGGUAUUAAAUGGGUACAAGAAUGUAUUCCAUCUCGAAGGAGGGCUCUACUCCUGGUUCAAAGAAGGGCUCCCUGCUGUCGGUGAAGAUGAAUGAAACUUCAAGAACUCGGCCGACUUCUUAUAAUGUUGAGUCUUUUAUUUUGUUCCUGAGCUCGUUAAGGUUCUCGGUUGAGUAAUUAUGUACAUUGUACAGCUGUACGCGUGAGAGAUCUGAUUCCUUCUUUCUGAAUUGGCCUCCUACAUCAAAACCAAAUGUGGUAAUCGUUUCUUGCAAUAAUUUCCGUAUGCCUUUAGUGGAUGUAUACAUGAA